UUAUGCACUGCAUUCAUCCUCACUGCUAUUCCUCCUGCUGCUGUAAAGGGAUACACAUCUCACUUUAGCAGCAACCAUGUGGAAGUUUACAAGAAAACUCACUUUUCCUUGGCAGAAGGGAGAGUCCACUGAGAAUGAGACCAGUCCACUCCUGCCAAAGGCAGGUCCAUCAAAUGGGAAUAUUGAUACUCAAGACAACACAGACCAAGAAAGAACUAAUAAUGAACAGAAUAUCAGAAACACAAAAAUUCAACCCUUUUAUCAAUACUCUGCAAUGGACUACAUUUUGAAAUAUUUUCUUUUCUUUUGCAACCUUCUGUUCACUGUCCUCGGCCUUAUUGUGCUUGGCUUGGGCAUGUGGGGCCUCAUAAGUAAAGAGUCAUUUGCUCAAGAGAAGAUCGGAGGCAUUGGAAUGGACCCCAUGUUGGUGUUAGUUUCUGUAGGGCUCCUGCUGUUCAUGCUUUGUUUUACUGGAUGUGUGGGUGCUCUAAGGGAAAACAGCUGCUUACUCAAGGUCUUUUCUGCAGUGGUUUUGACCCUCAUCACAGCUCAGGUGGUGGUGGCCAUUUUAGCAUACAGUCUACAGGAUCAGAUUGGGGACUACAUGCGGUCCGGGAUGUUGGCAGCUAUGGUGCGGUACCAGGACGAUCUGGAUUUGAGAUUCAUAGUGGAUGAGAUACAGAGCAACUUGCAGUGCUGUGGUGCAGACAUCUACCGUGACUGGGAGGUCAACAUAUAUUACAACUGCUCUGCUCCCGGGGUGCUGGCCUGCGGCGUACCUGCGACCUGCUGUGUGGACCCUCUGGACAACGGAACGGUGUGGAACUCUCAGUGUGGGGUGGGGGCGCAGACGCUGGACGAGUUCACGGCCCAGAGCGUGGUGUUCCUGGGGGGGUGUCUUGGAGGCAUAUCCCGCUGGAUCGAACAACAUGAAGGCAUAAUCGGGACUGUGGCCAUUGUGGUAUUGGGAGUCCAAAUGGUGGCUCUGUUUAUCACUACACGACUGAUAGAGAGUAUACACUGGCACAAGUCCUAUGCAAGGAACUAUCACAUGCCAGGAUUGUGA
This is a messenger RNA of Periophthalmus magnuspinnatus, 1066 nucleotides long. RefSeq names its product tetraspanin-10-like. The record is from RefSeq and is a predicted model, not a curated record. NCBI's taxonomy places the organism in Eukaryota, Metazoa, Chordata, Actinopteri, Gobiiformes, Gobiidae. The coding region runs from base 77 to 1066 and encodes 329 amino acids. The transcript has 3 exons. Gene Ontology annotation, cellular component: membrane.